Phytophthora infestans T30-4 is the source of this 694-nucleotide messenger RNA. RefSeq lists its product as uncharacterized. Lineage: Eukaryota; Oomycota; Peronosporomycetes; Peronosporales; Peronosporaceae. The record is from RefSeq and is a predicted model, not a curated record. The transcript is spliced from 3 exons. Bases 110 to 694 code for a protein of 194 amino acids.
GUUUUUUUGCGGCGAUUUACAAAGAAUGUGGCACGUUCGGCUCGCCCAACGCCUUAUGCUACAUCGAAGCUGCAGACCGAAGCAUCCAACUGCUCUCUCUACCUGCCCCAUGUCGACUCUCAUACCGGCCCCGCGCGCCGCCGUCUGCGUCAUCGGCAAUGAAGUCCUCACCGGAAAGACGCUGGAUACCAAUUCGCACUGGAUCUCCAAAUUCAUGUUCCGUCGGGGCAUCGAUCUGAAGCGCGUCGUGGUGAUCCCCGAUGAGGAGGAGACCAUCGUGUCCACUGUGCAGGAUUUAUCGCAGAUGGUGGGCCCCAGUGGCUACGUGUUCACGACAGGGGGCAUCGGACCCACCCAUGAUGACAUCACCUACGAGAGUGUGGCAAAAGCGUUUGGGCUUGGCGUUGAGUACCAUCAAGAUACAUUGAAAGGGCUGGAAGAUGCUAUGGCGAACCGUGGAGGAGAGAUGACAGAGGGACGCAAGCGAAUGGCGUUGCUUCCGGCUGGUUGCAAGACGUUGACGACAGACUUCUGGACGCCUAUUGCUGUUGUCGAGAACGUGUAUAUUUUGCCUGGUAUCCCGUCGAUGGUGCGCUCGAUGCUCACGUCAAACGAAGAACACUUCGUUGGUGUACCAAUCUUCCGUGCGAUCGUAAGUGAAUCCACUAAAUCCUUACAAACCUCACCAACCUGA